GAGCUUGCCUGCCAGAAGCUACUCUCCUAGCCUGCGAGCAUUUCCAGGCUCUUGUUUCCCAUCAGCCUCUGGGUCCAAACUAACUACGGGUCUCCGGGUCCUUUUCCGGUGUCCUUAAGGUUCUUGGACUCUGCACGUGCUGCCAGGUUGCCAGAUUUCUAAGAAGGAGUUUGAAGAGGAGAAAAGGAUUUUUGCAUGUUUAGAAAUCAAGGUUCAGGAGAAUCUUGACAGUGAACGUGUCUCAUUACGUUGAAUAACAGCUACAGGAUGUUCAAGAGCUGUUCUGGCUUUUCUGGAUUCUGUGCUUCACCAAUAGAGGAAUCCCAUGGAGCAUUAAUUAGUUCUUGCAAUUCCAGAACCAUGACUGAUGGGUUGGUGACAUUCAGGGAUGUGGCCAUCGACUUCUCUCAGGAGGAGUGGGAAUGCCUGGACCCUGCUCAGAGGGACUUGUACGUGGAUGUAAUGUUGGAGAACUAUAGUAACUUGGUGUCACUGGAUUUGGAGUCAACAACAUAUGAGACCAAAAAAAUAUUUUCAGAAAAGGAUAUUUUUGAAAUAAGUUUUUCCCAAUGGGAGAUGAAGGAAAAAAGUAAAACCAUUGGCCUUGAGGCAUCCAUCUUCAGAAAUAAUUGGAAGUGCAAAAGCAUAUUCGAGGGACUAAAAGGACAUCAAGAGGGAUACUUCAGUCAAAUGAUAAUCAGCUAUGAAAAAAUACCCUCUUACAGAAAAAGUAAAUCUCUUACUCCACAUCAAAUAAUUCGUAAUACAGAGAAAUCCUAUGUGUGUAAGGAAUGUGGGAAGGCUUGCAGUCAUGGCUCAAAACUUGUUCAACACGAGAGAACUCAUACAGCUGAAAAACACUUUGAAUGUAAAGAAUGUGGGAAGAAUUAUUUAAGUGCCUAUCAACUCAAUGUGCAUCAGAGAUUUCAUACUGGUGAGAAACCCUAUGAGUGUAAGGAAUGUGGGAAGACCUUUAGUUGGGGGUCAAGCCUUGUUAAACACGAGAGAAUUCACACUGGUGAGAAACCCUAUGAAUGUAAAGAAUGUGGGAAGGCCUUUAGUCGUGGCUAUCACCUUACUCAACAUCAGAAAAUUCAUAUUGGUGUGAAAUCUUAUAAAUGUAAGGAAUGUGGGAAGGCCUUUUUUUGGGGCUCAAGCCUUGCCAAACAUGAGAUAAUUCAUACAGGUGAGAAACCUUAUAAAUGUAAAGAAUGUGGGAAGGCCUUCAGUCGUGGCUAUCAACUUACUCAGCAUCAGAAAAUCCAUACUGGUAAGAAACCUUAUGAAUGUAAAAUAUGUGGAAAGGCUUUUUGUUGGGGCUAUCAACUUACUCGACAUCAGAUAUUUCAUACUGGUGAGAAACCCUAUGAAUGUAAGGAAUGUGGGAAGGCUUUUAAUUGUGGAUCAAGCCUUGUUCAACAUGAGAGAAUCCAUACAGGGGAGAAACCUUAUGAAUGUAAAGAAUGUGGGAAGGCUUUUAGUCGUGGCUAUCACCUUACUCAACAUCAGAAAAUCCAUACUGGUGAGAAACCUUUCAAAUGUAAGGAAUGUGGGAAGGCCUUCAGUUGGGGUUCAAGCCUAGUUAAGCAUGAGAGAGUCCAUACUAAUGAGAAGUCUUAUGAAUGUAAAGAUUGUGGGAAGGCCUUUGGUAGUGGCUAUCAACUUAGUGUUCAUCAGAGAUUUCAUACUGGUGAGAACCUUUAUCAGUGUAAGGAAUUCAGGAAGACCUUUACUCAUGGCUCAAAACUUGUUCAUGAGAGAACUCAUAGUAAUGAUAAACCCUACAAAUAUAACGAAUGUGGGGAAGCCUUUCUGUGGACAACUUACUCAAAUGAGAAAACUGAUACCAAUGAAACCUUAUGAUUGACAGUUGUAAAAGAACAUUUUGUGUGUGUGUAUAGACAACUUAAUAAGAACUCUUGAGAAACCUCGUGAAUGUAAGGGAUGUGCAAAAGCCAUUCAUUUCUGUUUAUGGACAAUUAUCUUGCUAUCUAGCAAUUCAUACUAGUGAGAAAUAUUUUGAAUAUAACUAAUAUGAAAAGACCUUUAGACUUCCAUAUAGUCUUAUUGGAUAUCAAUUUAUACUGAUGUAAAAUCAUUUAAAUGU
This is a messenger RNA of Nomascus leucogenys (northern white-cheeked gibbon), 2107 nucleotides long. RefSeq names its product zinc finger protein 283 (gene ZNF283). The record is from RefSeq and is a predicted model, not a curated record. NCBI's taxonomy places the organism in Eukaryota, Metazoa, Chordata, Mammalia, Primates, Hylobatidae. Gene Ontology annotation, biological process: regulation of DNA-templated transcription.